AACGACCCUCAGGUACGCGCGUUCGGCGAAAACCUUGCGUCGCAAACUCGCCGAGCAAGCGCGCCAAUUCGAGCUCGAGCGCGCGCUCGACGACGAGAAAGCGCGCGAGCUGUUCGAGACGCGAAAUCGCGCGAGGGAGCUCGAGCGGGAUCUGCGGGCGUGGGACGGCGCGUCGAGCGCGACGGCGGCGAUCGCGGCGCGGCUGCGGUCGGCGAGGGACGCGUCGCCGCCGCCGACGCGCGCCGACGCGGGGAUGACGGAGCGCGCGUACGCGCGCCUCGGCGGGGCCCAGCUGGGUGUGGCGUCAGCGAACGAAGACGGCGGCGGCGACGGCAGCCUCGAGGAGGAGCGGGAACGGCGCGCGACGACGCGCGAGGGAGGAGGAGGAGGAGGAGGAGGAAGCGGCGCGGGGCGCGGUCCGGCGGCGGCGGCGGCGAGCGCGGACGGGCGCGCGGCGGCGGCGAGGGCGGGCGCGCAGCGCGAGUGCGCGGCGCUUCUCGUUAGAUGCGCGAAAGACUUGGAGGAAGACGCGGGCGAGGACGCGGGGUGGCGGAGAGACGCGCUCGCGCGACUCGCGCGCGCGUUGACGGACGGCGGCGGCGGCGGCGACGACGAAAACCAAAACCUCGUCGACGACCAAAACCAAAACCAAAACCAAAAGUCCUUAAGGAUCGGCGUUCACCACGCCAACGCGGUCGUAUGGGAGCCAGUCCAAAACGGUCCUUCCGCCGCCGCCGCGGACGUCGCCCGCGUCGCCGCGAUCCGACUACGUCCCCGGCGCCGGCGCGACGAAGACGCUCGACGCGACGGCGCAGACGCGCGCGGUCGGUCGAUGGCAAGAGCGUUCGCUGGACGCGUCGUCGUCGUCGUCGACGCGCACGCCGACGGCGUACAGUCGCGACAACGACGUCUUCACCGACGCGGGGUUGAAGCGCGCGACGUACCGGCUGUCGGGACGCCGGCGGCGGUGAGCGGCGGCGGUGGCGGCGGCGUCGGCGGCGACGACGCGCGGGUUUCGACUCGGUGAAGCGCGACUGACGUGACGCAUAAGAUAUCUUC
Molecule: messenger RNA, 1059 nt
Organism: Micromonas pusilla CCMP1545
Lineage: Eukaryota; Viridiplantae; Chlorophyta; Mamiellophyceae; Mamiellales; Mamiellaceae
Exons: 3
Coding region: 254-1027 (257 amino acids)
Source: RefSeq, a predicted model, not a curated record